AUGGUGGGCCCGUCAGAGGUGGACGUGCCCGCACUACAACAGAUGGCCCGUUUUCUAAACGAGCCAUCUCAGCAGUUUACUCUACAUCCAGUUUUGAGCAUGGCUGCGCUCAUACACUGGAGAGCGUUGUUACAUGCGGUGGCGUUGUUGUCCCUGGAGGACCGUCGUUGGUUUUUGGGAUGGUCGGCUCAGGGUUUAGAUAUUCCUCGGAAGUGUAUUCCGGCGGGGGCAGAGAUUCCUCACGACGACGCCCCGGGAAGGUUGGUAAUAACGGGGAGUGGGGAGUCUCCGUCGGCGGAAGGGGACGCUAGGGUGGUCUCAGUUGGGGCAGAGCCCGGUGAGAGCUGGGCGGCUUCUCCUGGGCCAGUAUUCAAGGGGAGGGAUCAGCUACAAGGGGUGGAUGCCCAUUUUCAUCCAAAGUCUUGUGCCCGGGUAAUGAAGCUGGGCACAGAUCCCAGUUUGGAGAAAGUGGUACAGCACCAAUAUCCACACCGUAUUCCCUGCCCCGUUAUUGAUGUGAUAGGGGGGAUGUCAGUGUACAUCGAGCCAAGUCACUUUCCACCUACGGUGGAAUGUUACCCGGCCUGGAAAGUGGUAGUAGGGAUCCAUCCCCGGUUCGCAACCACGGUCCAAGACGCGGAUAGGGGAUGGGUGGAGAAGAUGGCCACUAAGAAUGGGGUGGCUGUCUUCGUUGGGUUAGAUCAUUCAGCCGACGUGGGGAUGUGGAGGGCCCAGGAGUUGUUGAUGAAAGCACUCCUGGAGGCCAGCAAGCCGUCCACGCCUGUAGUGGCGAGUUUUGUUGGGGGGAAUUGGAGUUGUGGCCCUCUCGCGGCUGGUAUCCUUCUUCUCCAGGAGAGGUGCCCCCCAACCCAAAAAAUUCACUUAACCUCUUUCGACGGGGGGUGUCAAGCAGUUAAGGAUGCCUGUAGGUUGUUCCCGGAGGCCUAUUUUGGGGUCUCCGGGAAGGUGUUUGCAAUGGACGGGGAACAACGCCAGGCAGUGGUGCUUAUCCCCGUCGAUCGUCUUCUAUUGGAGACAAAUGCUCCUCAUAUCGGACUGAGGGGCCAAGGUCCUAGCGGCCCGAGUUACCUCAGAGAGGUGGCAGCCGAGGUGGCCAGGGUUCGAAACACAUCCCUGGAGGCAGUACUACAAAGCACUGUUUCCAACUCCCGGCGGUUGUACGGGCUGGCUAACCGGUAA
This is a messenger RNA of Gigantopelta aegis, 1200 nucleotides long. RefSeq lists its product as uncharacterized. The record is from RefSeq and is a predicted model, not a curated record. Gene Ontology annotation, molecular function: hydrolase activity, acting on ester bonds. Bases 1 to 1200 code for a protein of 399 amino acids. Lineage: Eukaryota; Metazoa; Mollusca; Gastropoda; Neomphalida; Peltospiridae. The transcript has a single exon.